Messenger RNA from Talpa occidentalis (Iberian mole), 4484 nucleotides. Its product is annotated as spermatogenesis-associated protein 31A3-like. The record is from RefSeq and is a predicted model, not a curated record. The coding region runs from base 50 to 4168 and encodes 1372 amino acids. Lineage: Eukaryota; Metazoa; Chordata; Mammalia; Eulipotyphla; Talpidae. The transcript is spliced from 4 exons.
GAGAACUCCCAGGGCUCAGUUGCCUGAGGGAAGCAGUGUGAUUCCAAAGAUGGAGAAUUAUCUCUUUCCUCUGAAAAGUAGUAGUGCUACCUGGCUGAGUUCCAGCCUUACUUCUUGGGUGAUUGAUACCAUCUUUGCCUUCCUGUGUGGACUGGGGCUUUUUCUCCUGUUACUCCCCUGCCUCCAGGGGUCUCCAUCCUUACCACCAUCUAGGAAACAUAGAAACAUCAGGGAGCAUCAAAGGGGGAGAAACAGGAGUUGGAAGAAAAGUCAAACUGUGGAAGCUUGUAGAGAGUGCCUGAAAGAACUGGAAGUGGCUCGCUACCUGAUUUCACUUCUGCAAAGCCAACUGGGGAAGUGCCACGACAAGGGAGGCUUUCAUCAGCUUUUAUGUCAAGACCAACCAGAUGAGAUGUGCAAAGCAGCACCUGCUGGAUCCUGCUGGCCAUGCAUGGAAUGUGCGGAUAAUGUUGUCCCUUCAAUGUCCCUGUCAACUUCCCCAGCUCUUCCAAAUGAGCACCCUCUACCUCUGGCCUCCACCUCCCCACAGGGCCCAAUGACCUCUUUACACUCUAUUAGUUCACAGCCAUCCAUGAAUGUCUCUGAGCCACUAGAGCCUUUCUUUCCCCUGGAAUGCCUUUCCCCUCACCUGCCAGACCCCCUGGAGUCAGGGGCCAGUCCUUCAUCUCCCCCAGUUUCCUCUGCUUCACCACCACUAGACUUCACUCUGACUCUUCCGCAGUGUGACUCAUUGGCAGUCAAACUGCACACCUUCCCACAGAGCUCAUCUCCACACAUCCCUUGGCCAGUUUCUUCCACCCCAGUCAUUUCAGGUAUUGGCCACUCAAGUUGUCCUGUAUCAGCCCUGACCUGGUGGCAGAAAGCCACCCAAGCCUUAUGCAUAUCAACAUCAUCACAUGGUGAGUCCCAGGAAGAGCACCUUUCUUGCCACCCACCAGGGGCCUUGUUCUGUGGAGACUCUACAAACAGACAGACAGAGACUGGCAGCCUCUCUUUGGUCAGUUCCAAUGACCAGGAGCUGGAAAUACAAGCCACAAAGAGAGUAGAGAUCAAGGUUUGGAAAGAAAAAGAAGAUGGAUCAUAUUCAAAACAAAUGAAUCCAGAAUAUCACCUGAAUUCUUUGGGUAACAUAUUUAAAUCACUGGGUGCUAACCAAAACACCAGAACUCACCAGCCCAUCUGGAGUACAGAAGGCAAAACAGAACAGCUGCCUGGCGCUCAGAAACUCUCAUAUACCAAAGUCUUAGGAGACCAUCUACAGCAGAAAUACAACCAACUUUUUUGGGGUCUCCCCUCUCUGCACAGUGAAUCCCUGGUGGCUACUGCCUGGUUCUCUGAGAGUUCUUCAGCCCUUCAGUCUCCCUCUUUCUUAUUCAAUGGAAUUACAAAUGCCUGUCCAGUUCAAAUUCAGGCUAAAAUAUCUCCACUGCUUUCCCAAUCCCAGCCCUUGUCUCAUCUGGAGUUCCAAUCUCAACACUUAAUGCCAACCAUACCACCAUUCCAGCCUCUAUCUCAGUCUCAGGUGCAGAUCAAGGUCCCUCUUCAAUCUUCUUUCCCAACCCGAACACCUUCACCCCAGAUCAAGGAUUGCAAAAUGUCUUGCCCUGCAGCCCAAAAUGAGCCACAAUCUCCCAUCCCAACUGAGAUUCAACGUCUGAAAUGGUCCUUAUUGCAGAAGCAACUAGAAUGUGGGUGGACUUUAUCUUCUGUAGUCCAAAGUUCUCAGGAAAUCUUUAGUGUUUUUAGUUCCAACCUUCCUGAGGACAACUGGGUAGUCUCCAUUCUUCCUGAGAAUUUCCCAAUCAGUCCUGAACUCCGGAAGCAACUAGAGCAACACCUCCAAAAAUGGCUUAUCCAACACCGUUGGGAGUUGCCCCAAAGAAUCCAAGAGUCUCUGGAACUAAAACAGCUUCAGUCUGAAUUACCAAAUAUAAAUCAGUAUAAAUUACCAAAUACAAAAGGAAAGCAUGUAAGGUCACAGACCUCUCUAUUUACAGGUGAAAGCAGCAAGGGCACACAGAAGGUGGGGUUCCAGCUAAGCAUGGGCCAGGGUCUGGGACAUGUUCUGGGAAAGGUCUCUAAAGAUAGCUCCACAGGCUCAGAAAUUUCCUUUGUAAAGGACUUGGGGGUGAACUUUGAAGAGUCAGACCAUGACUUGAGACCCUCAAGUAGUGAGUCAGGAAGUGAUGAAUAUGUCCUAAAAAGAUAUUUGGGCAGUAAGUCGGGGAGGAUCAGAGAGGAUUUUAUACAGCAAUCCUGGGUUGCUGUCACUCAUGUUUUCCCCAGGUUUAAAAAAUACAAGGAAAAAAGAAAUCUAAAAGUAUUAAAGGGUUGGGAACCCUGUGUGAACACCUCCCGUAGGAUUCCCUUCCUCCAUCCCUGCACUCGAGAGGUACUAGAAUCACAUAUUAUAAGGUUUUGGGUCAAACACAGGUGGGGCUUACCUCUCAAGGUCCUUAAGCCCAUAAAUUGCUUUAAAUUGAAAAAAAAAGCUCAAUCCUUGCCCCCUCUGCAAUUUGACUCUCCCCCUCCGGCCACCUGUGUACCUGGGGCCCACACAAGAGUCAAGUUUGCCAUGUCCCAGGAAGAAUUUCCGCAGGCCCAUUUGGGAGAAAAGGUAACAAAAGAAUCAGGUCUCACUCUGGAGAGGCCUCUCCUUGCUCCCUCACCUGUGUGUGUCCUGGGAGCGAUCUCAUCUGGGGGCAAUCAUGAGCCCUCAGAACCACUUCUGAAUGGACAGGAGGGCAAUCUGUCUUCCCAUUCCUUCACAUCUGACAACAAGGUUGGAAAUUGUCAGAGUGGGGCUAUGAAAUGGCCCAACUCAAGAGAGGAGAUUUGGGACUGGGAUUCACAAAACCCCUGCAAUAGGGUAAAAAUGGCAGAGAUGAACUCAGGACUCCAAUCUUUAAGGGCCCAAGAAACCAGGGGGGUGUUAGAAGUUGAGGAGUCUCCUGUUCUACAACAACAGUCUAGUGACAUCUUAGGAUCCGGUGUGCUGACAAAAUUCCCAACCAGAAAUGUGCAGAAGAGUAAUUUAGUGUCCCCUAUGACCACUGCAAACCAUCUACUUCCUAGAAUGUAUGUUUCCCAAGAUUCAGGAGAAUCAUGCCUUAACAUAGAAGUUCCACGUGCGCUUAUGCUCAGAGCAAAGACAAAAUCAGAGGAACAAUAUAUAGAUUGUCCUACACAUGUGUUCCCUACUGAAGACACUUUGGUUCCUUGGGUGCCUCAUUGCCAUCUCCAGAGAAUGCCUUGUGGAGACAUAAUAGCUUCCCCUAUAAUACAUGGUUUCAUAGCAGACCAAAGGAGCAGCUCACAGCAUCAGGAGUUCAGGAUCUUGAGACUUCAAGACUCAUGGAAUGGUGAGAGCACGGCGGCUGACCCUACUUAUGGGAGAGAGGACUGUCACAGGCCUGACAAUGGAGCAUGUGAAGGGUAUGAAGAAUUCCAGACCUCUCCGGUUGGAAGUUGGAGUCUCCCUACCCAGUUCAGAAGAAUAGUAAACUUUAUUGGGAGCAAAUGCCUCCAGAAAAAAGUUACUUCAGAAAGCUUCUUCAGAAAGGGGAUGAGGCUCUUUGUUCAGCGGAUUUUCUCCAAUAAGAAAGGCAAAGGUCAGGGUCGUCUACAAAGAUGUGAACCUACGUUAUCUACUGUCCAGAGAAAAGUGUCAGGCAAAAGCAAAUCUAUGAUGGACGGUGAGACUGCUGAGGCUCGGGCAAUCAUGACAGCUGUUGGACAGAUUUUAGAAGAGAAAAUGGCACUUCACCAGGAGCUUCAAGCCAUAAAGUUAAAUGAACACAAACAGGAACUCCAACACUCAGCAUGUGGGGCUUACUGCUCUUACAGGUCUUCCUUCCACUCAGAGAAAAGGAAAAGGAGUUGCACAACCUGCAGUCACCAAGUCAUUCUCCCAAACCAGAAUUGUUCUACCAGGGAAAAGCACGUCAAACCCCGACAGUCCUUGAAAAGUGUAAGAUUCAAUGAUGAUGGUGACCUGAGGAAUAUCCCAUCAACACCCCCCAAGAAGACUGUGUCUCCCAUCAGUGCCUGCCAGCACGGGCCAAGGAUUCCAUUUGCUCCAGGAUGCUAUCACCACUGCCCAAGACACUGUCCUUUCCAGGGGGGUGUCUUUCCUGGUCAGCCAUAAAAUGCUCCUCUAGCCCUUCCUAACAGGAAAACAUGUCUCCAAGGAAAAAGUCAGUCCACGUAGAGAAAACCUUCUUGUUAGCACAUCCAAGAUGUUUAAUGUUCCCCUAGAUAUGUUUUUUUCUCAUAAAAGCAUAAUGUAGUAGCUUCUGCCUGUGUUACUUUUGGGGUGUACUUUGACUUCUUGAAAGGAUGGACCACAGAGGGUGAUUGACAUGGAGUUGAGGGCUAGCUCCUUAUUCCAAAUCCUUUCAUUGAAAUUACGUUUGUCAUUAUAUAAACAACAAAAAUUACUAUAAAACAUGAGAAAACCUAUG